AGAUUUGUGAACUGAAAUCCGUAUAAGCAAGUACAUAUUACGUCAGUAAUUUACGUCAGAAUCCAAAGCUCAUUAAAGAGACAGGUCGCCACUAUAUCUUCCAUAUUAAACGAUAUCAUGUCAAAAACUUUACAAAUGUUAGAUGGUUAUCAGCAUCCGAUCAUUGGGCUCGGAACUUAUUUAUUAAAAGAUCCAGAUGCCAUUAGCACAGCCAUAAAGAGUGGAUAUCGCUGUUUAGAUACAGCCUGUUAUUAUCACAACCACAGGGAAUUUGGAUUGGGUGUUAAGAAAUCUGGUGUGCCUCGCUCGGAGUUGUUCUUAACCAGUAAAGUGGACCCUUGGACAGGUGCGGUGCACAAUGCACGUCAGAGUAUUUUAAGAGCAUUGAAUGAAGCUCAACUCGAGUAUUGGGAUUUGGUCUUGAUACAUUCCCCUAGUGGCGGUAAAAAUACACGUUUGAAUGCUUACGAAGAGCUUUCCUCAUUAGUAGACGAAGGAAAGAUCCGUUCAUUGGGAGUUUCAAACUACGGCGCUGGUCAUAUAGAAGAGUUAUUAGCGAGCAAGCCUAAAUAUGGUCCAGUUGUUAAUCAAGUCGAGGUACAUACUAUGCAUUCAAAUGACAAGGUAGUAAGAUAUUGUCAAGAAAAGGGUAUAAUCGUUGAAGGUUAUUGCCCACUUGGAAGAAAGCAAUUUUUUAAUAAUAGGGCGCUAAUUGAGAUUGCCAAAAAGUACAACUGCAGUGUUCCUCAGCUGAUGCUUAGCUGGUUGAUUGGGAGAGGAAUUGUACCAUUACCAAAAUCAUCCGAUGACGCAAGACAAAGGGAAAAUCUAGAAUCGACGAACGUGACACUGCGAGAGGCGGACAUGACAGAAAUUAACAAACUAGAUGAGCAGAUGGAUGUAGAUGGACAAUAUAUAAUACAAGACGGGGUAUGAUUCAGUGUUCUAGUAAUAACUUAAAAUAAAAGUCGAUUUCUGAUUUGUUGAUGAAUAAAUUGAAGUCAUUGAGUAAAAGAAAAUGUAGUUCUAACUGAUUAAGUUCAGACAAAGGAAGACCGCCAACUUUUGCAUAUCUAGAAUUAGUGUAGAAUAUAUCGGAUAAAAACUUAGAAGAUACUGUUAUGCCUGCGAUGAUUAAUCUGUGUAUAUUGUAACUAUUCAAUGUGAAGACGUUUGAUAAGGAUUUCAUCCUAUUGAAGUACACCAGAAGGGAAAGAAAAACUUGAUUAGUUGAUGGGCAAUAACGUAGUAUCCUAGAUAAAUAGUUCUUUAUUGAAAUUGUCGGUAUAGAUUUCGCUUGAAAUAGCUGCAAACUGGAUGGAUUGUUCAAGCUGUCUAUGCAAGCAGACGUCGUUGGUGUAGUCCUAGUAGCCGUAUUAUUCGUCUCCUUUGAUAGCUCGUCUAAUAAAAAUUUAUCCAGCAAAUCAAUUAAAUUAUUCGUAUCAAAUUCUAUUAAGUCGUCCAUUAGCGGGAACAAGAAGCAAAUGCCAUGCUCAGAAAUAUUUUCAAAAAUAUCAAUUAUAGCCCGUCCAGCAGUCCUUAUCUACACCAACUCAGCGAACUACUUAAUAAGAGGGACUUCUACAAUUUAAUUAAGAAUUUUAAGCAUUGCGACUUGCCUCUACACAGCUUGCAGCAGCUAGAACUCAGCUCUUUAAAUAGUCAAGAGAAGAGAAGACUACUCAAAUUGACUAGUAACAUACGUCCAAUUAGUAGGGCGACUUUGAACUUGACUACCCUACUCUUCAAUCAACUUACCAACAAGAAUGACAAAGACAUCGCAAACUUGAUACACCAAUAUUCACAUAUUAAACCAUAUAACAUGGAAGAACCUCUGAGAUUGUACAGGAUGUCGGAAUCUGAUAAGCAUUCUCUUCUAGCCUUAUUAGAAUUCGCUUACAAAUCGAACAAUGAUCGUUUAUAUUUUCAACUUUACAAUACAAUCAAAAUUCAUCAGUUAGAAUUCAAUUUCAAGGUUGUAAGGAUUCACAUAUUUAAAUCACAUGAUAAACUGCAAUAUAUUAAUAAGCUAUUGCGAUAUAUGAACAACGACUAUUUCGAUGAUGGUCAGAAGAGGCACCUUUGGUUUAAAAUUAUAAAAUUAUUCUGCUUAGAUGAGAUUUCAAGCUAUGGUAAUAGCUUACACAAUUCUAUCUCGAUCCUAGAUGAAUGGCAGAGAGCGUAUUUUGAUAUCCCAAGUGCUAUAACCAAAGAUACAACACAUCCAAUCUUCAGUUUAAGCAAUUAUAGUGGUUUUCAUAAAAUAAAUAGACCACUUUCACCGGCUUACCUAAUAAUAAUGCAAAAAGCAGCCGAUCUAGGUGAUUUAACAACUUGUUUCAAGUUGUUAGGCGAUUUAGUGGACGUUAAUUCGCUCACUGGUAAAUUUACAACUAAUGCAAUAAAGCAAGCACAAUUAGAAAAGCACGACAAUAGAUUUAACAAACUCAUCAUUCCUUUAAACGCUUACCUCAUUCUAUACCAAGCAUGCAAGAAUACAUCACAGAGAUCUAUCUCACAGCGUACAGAUCUACUUUACAAAGUUCAUAAUUAUUUCAUACAACAGGAAUCAUUUGGUAUCAUAAAAGGUGACAACGUUGUACCACAAGAUAAUAGAGGGAAUCAAGUACCGUCGCCUAAUCAAAUUCUAAUGAUUUUGACAACAUUCUUGACCAUUACUCAAAAUAGGCAAACAGUAUUAGAAGUUUGGCAGCAGUUGAGAGUCAAAUUUAGAAAGCAGUCGUCCGGAUGGGUAGGUUGGAAUAAAGUGGAACGUUAUCACCGCAUACGACGAUUAUUGUAUGAGUGCAAGGAAUAUACCUCAUAG
Wallemia mellicola CBS 633.66 is the source of this 2827-nucleotide messenger RNA. RefSeq lists its product as hypothetical. NCBI's taxonomy places the organism in Eukaryota, Fungi, Basidiomycota, Wallemiomycetes, Wallemiales, Wallemiaceae. The transcript has 4 exons. The record is from RefSeq and is a predicted model, not a curated record. The coding region runs from base 1490 to 2827 and encodes 445 amino acids.